Molecule: messenger RNA, 4302 nt
Organism: Mytilus trossulus (common blue mussel)
Lineage: Eukaryota; Metazoa; Mollusca; Bivalvia; Mytilida; Mytilidae
Product: proteoglycan 4-like
Exons: 15
Coding region: 157-3219 (1020 amino acids)
Source: RefSeq, a predicted model, not a curated record
CAUAAACAUGGCUACCACAUCACUUGUUUACUAGUAAAGUUAACAAUACUGAUAUACAAUAUUGUUGUGAAUUUUUGUACCACUACCAGUAUUGUUUUUUUAGCAUUGUUUACAGUUUGCACGGUUAAUCAUGAAGUUUGAUCUCCAUAGUUUACAAUGAUGUGGGACGUACAGCGGACUAAAGAGUUUAUGGAGGAUGAAACGAAUUGUGGUCCGCUUUGUCAGCACCCCUCUUGUUGGAGUUCUAGUAAUAGAAAAAUCAAAGGAAUACCCCACUAUGCACCAAGAAUACCAUCACCAGAUAGUAUUGAAACUGACCUUCCAACGGUCAAGGUUUAUAAUAUGUUGGGAGAUUAUGGGGAUGAUGAGAAAGAUUUAUAUCCAGCAAAGCAUUAUGGGAAGCCUGCACAUACCAGAAAAUCUUCAUUACCUUUGGUCAAAGAUGGAAUGACUAAGAGUGCAAGCAGCGGAUUUAAACCAAAGGCCCCAGCAGGCACCCCGAUAUCUAUUGACACAAGGACAGUUAAGAAACCAGUGAAGGUUGUAGAAGUUCAGGAAGUAUUUGAUGUUGAUGAUUUAAACAGUACAUGGGAUAAUGCAUUUGUACCAAAGCAGUGUCUCGUUUGGGUUCCUAAUCCUAAUUAUAAAAGAAAAGUUACACAAGACCAAAUGGCAUCGAUCAACCAGCUAUCCCAAGGAUCUAAACCUAAGCUAUUACUAAAGGACAUUACAGGUGAUAUGUUACCAACAGAUCUGGAUUACGAUCAGAUGUCUUUUACAAGGAAAGAGAGCCAUUACAGUUUUAUCAGUGAUAGAAGAAGAGGACGAUCCCCACCCCCCUCCAGUAGAAUGAUUACCCCCUACAGCAGAGGGACACUAAACUACCGGUCACAAGGAGGUAGAAGACCACAGUUUAUAUUUGAUAUGGAAGGCAAUCCUGUAUAUGCAGAGCUAGAUGAAUUAUUGGAACUUCCACGAGAGAUACUGAUACAGGUACUGGACAAUGCUAAACCUAGUGAUUUCACAUCCAGGGAGGCCAUGCAUGAGCUGAUAGAAAAGUUUUUCCCAAGUUUUGAUAGAGGAAUUUCUAACCUUACAUCAACUAGUGUUGAACUUUUGCAACAAAAAAAGAUGAAUAUUCACGAGGGAAAAUCCAGAAAUUUAAGAACUGGACAUCUUAUAGAAACCAAACCAGUAUUUCACUUAGAUGAGGAUGGUGUUGAACAGCCAAAACAUAUUGUGGAUGCUAUUAGUGAGAGGAGUCAUCAACCACUAGAUAGUGAAUACGUAGAAUCAAUCAGGGAUUUGUACAUAAACAGAAAAAGAGAAUAUAAUCAGAAGAAACCCUUACCUCCAAUUGGUCAUGAUCAGCAAUUGGUCAAAAAGAAGAAACCUAAGAAAGUUAAAAACCAGAAAACCAAGUUAGCAUCAAUAUCACUUGGGUUACCAGAGUUACCAACUGGUGUGAAACAUACAAAGUCAUUUACAUAUAACAAGAAAAAUUACCAACAUGUUGAUCUUACUAUUGCUCCAGUACCAACUCCACCAGUGAGUGUUCGGGAGUCUGAAAGUCAGGCGUCAGAACAUGGUACAACUGUACGAGUUAACAUUCCCUCUGUGGAGUCUGUGAGAAAGGAAGCAUUACAUGAUGAAGGAGGGUCUACAGAUACACCACAUUCUUCCAGAUCUGGACGUGAAGCAGCCCCCAUGCAUACUGUAUCCCCUGCCUUGUCUACUAAAGUACCACAUGCUCCUGCUACAACUCCAGCAACACACCAGACUCCUACUGGUACCUUUAGCAGAGAUACCACAAUGAGAUCAAAUGUUCAAACCAGAGGAGAUACCAGAGAAGGUGUAUCAUCACCAACACAAAAUAUCAGAGCUCCUACCAACUCACCAAGGCUGUCUCCAGAACCAACAGGAGGUCUUGAUACAAUUAAGGAGGCACAACAUGAAGGUGGUAUGGAUUCAGCACAUCCUGUUUCAAGAGGAGGAAGAAGUGUCAGAUUUUCACAGGAUGUUCCAGAGGUUCCAGCACCUCCGUCAUCACCUGACAGGGAAAUAGAGGCACCCAGAUCUAGUGUUACAACGCCCAUGGAACAACCUGAAACACCAAAACCAACUUCAGGCCAUACUAUUAGGUCCAAUAAAUCAACUGUUAAUUCAUCUGUCAAAGAAAAUAGUGAACUUGAACUGAAACCAAUUGUGUCAAGGUUAAAAGAUCCAUCAACAGUGUCUACCCCAGAACCAUGGCCCUCUGUUAAUGAGGCAGAUUAUGAUAUGACCCCAUCAGGAACAAAUGCUGGACUUCAUGAAAGUAGUCAAAAUACUCACUCAUCUAGUGUUAACCUGGAUUCUAGAUUGGCAUUGGGAGAUCCAAGCUCCAGGAAUUAUACCACAGCUAAUUCUACAGUAAGGUCAGAGGCCAGUAGUGGAACAUCACUUACAAGUAGGAAUGCCUCUACUAAAGGGGAAUCUCCUGCUCCCCCGCCACCAUCCCCGGAAUCUAAAGACAAAAAACAGGACAAUCCAAAAUCUGGUCGGAAACGAGAACUAUUAUCUAGGGAAUCUUCUAUGGCACCAGUUAUUGAGGAAAAAGAUGAAGAACAUGAAGAUACUCAUGUUAGAACUUUGGUUGUUGAAGUACCACCCCUUGGACAACCUACUGAAAAACCUAAAGAAAAGAAUCACAGAACAACAGAUACAUUUAUUAAUAUAGACAUUCCUGCAAUGACUAUGGAUGAACUGAGUAUGGAAAAGUCAAGGUCAGAUGUUAGUCACAUGACUGAAAUUAUUGAGAGACCAGGAACUGAGGAAAAUGAAAGUAGUGGUGGUACAAUGGAUGGACACACUAUAAAUACUCGUGAUGCUGUACUGUCAGUUCAGACCACCUCUGAAGGAGAACCUAAUCUUGAUCCUGAUUCUCAAUCAAAUAUGGAUUCUGCUGGAGUCACACCUUCUAUGGGAGCCAACGAAUCUCCUACAUCUACUAUUCCAGAAAACAAACUCAAAAUGGAAGAUUUAAAAUUUAUGGACCAGGCUGCGGAUGAUAAUGAUGAGAAGGAUGAUAAGGAGACAAAGAAUGAGACAGAUGAUAAGGAUGAGAAAGAUUUGGAAAUGACAGAAGAAGGUGGAGACCAUGCUGGUUUUAAACAUGAACUACAGGAAGAACUAGAAAAGUUAUCCCAAAAAGAUCCCAAAGAAGACAAUGCUGAAUGAACAAGAGAGCUUUUAUAUUUUAUAGAGAAGUGAAAGAAAUAUUUGAAAUCAUUAUAAGCAUUAAUUUUGAUACUGCCAGUAAUGAUGAAAUGAGAUUUUGAUGUAUUAGAUACAUCAUAGUUUAAAUGAAAUAUUGAUACUGAUAAAAAUCCAUUAAAUGUUCAGUAUAAAAUUGAAAUUGUGAAGCCUCUUUCAUAAUUAUCAUUAUAUUGUAGAAUGAAAUUCACAAUCUUUGUGCACUGCAAUAUGCUUUUUCUGUAACCAGGGUUACUAAAGCCAUAUAUUGCAUCAAUUGAUUAAAAUGUGUUUAAAUCCUAAGACAAUUUGAAAAAUCACAAUUGUUGUUGCAAUAUGAUAUUUUGUGAAACCAAAUUUAUGGAAAUGAAUCAGUAUGAAUUAUAUAUUAUAUAAACAUUUGAUUCCAUUUUAUGAAAUGUGUAGGUAUUUGUAAAUAUGAUAAUUAUAAUACAGAAAUAUUAACAAAUGCAUUUUCACAGAUUUUUCUCACAUUAAAUUUCUACAAGAUAUAAAUAUAUAAUCUAAAUUUAAUGGACAGAACAUAUGUUUGUAAGGAUUACCUAAUAUUUAAAACUGUUUUUAUUUUUUCAAAUGUAUUAUGUUACUUUGAUAGCAAAAAUCAUUUGAAGAGAUCUAGUUUUGUUUUACUGAAGUACAUGUUAAAUAUAUGACAGCUUUAUGACUGUAUGAAAUGUCAGUAAGAUUAUAAAUUAUGAAGUCCAUGUAAAACAAUCUCAAUAAAUUUUGUAAAUCAAUUUUUAGGCUUGUUCUAAAGCCUUAUUGAUUUGUGAUCAUGGCAACAAGCAAUUUUGAAAUAUUGUAAAAUAUUGUUUUUUAAAACUCCAUGUUAAUAUGAUUAUAAUUGGAUUUUUCUGUUUAUUUUUUUAGAUCAAAACAAGGUUUUUAAUUUAUUUAGAUGUACAAUACUGAUGACUUAUAGAAAUAGUUUUUAUUGAUUUAAUUUUUUUUUCAAAAAAAAAAACCAGUGCAAAGAAUAAUUGAAAAUAUUUUUUAAAAUCCUAUAGGACUUAAAAUAUCCAUUAUGUGGCAAAAAUGAAAUAAAAA